Molecule: messenger RNA, 7105 nt
Organism: Psylliodes chrysocephalus
Lineage: Eukaryota; Metazoa; Arthropoda; Insecta; Coleoptera; Chrysomelidae
Source: the annotation of a GenBank genome assembly
CAUGUUUGUAUGUUUGGAGUUGUGCGUAAUAAUAAAUAACAAAAAAGAAUAGGAAAUUUCCUUUACAUUUUUAUCGAAAAUUACAAAAAGAAUAGCAGCUGUCAUCAAAAAUCAGUAGUGCUGCUUAAUUAACACACAUAAUGGGGUCUAAAAAGAAAGAUCUGGAGAUUAUUUACAGCUUGCAGUGGAAAAACAAAUCUGGAAAUGGUGGUGACAAAGCAAAUAUUAUUGGAAUGUAUGAUAUCCCUGCAACAACAUUGAAUUGGGAAAUAUUCAAAUCCUACUUGUUGAAAAACUCUGGCACAGUAGGUGAAGAUGUGAAAGUGUCCUAUAUUACAGACAGCAAUAGGGAAUUCCCCAUUGAGUCUCAGACCGAUUUUCAAAUCGCCCUUUACGCUUUCAGACGUAAGGCCAGAAUGGGCGACAUCGUGAACUUGAAGUUGGACAGAAUUUCUGAGCCGCCACAACAGAGUCAAAGAAGCAGUCGUCAUUCAAAUGAUGUAGAGACUCAGUUUGAUACUGAACCUGUGUCCAUUGUAUCUGCUUGCUGCAAUUCAGAAAAUCCACCAGAAUGGUUCGUCUCUUAUAUGAAUAAGUUCAAGAAAAGUGUAUCAGAUGAAAUAACUUCUGCAGUAUCUAGCGCAGUGUCCACUAUUAAACCGCAUACUGUUAGUCAGCCGCCUUGUUACCAUAGAAAAUCCAAAUCUGAAAAUUCGAAAAGAAGAAAACUUCCUUUGCUGACCGGCGACGGUCCACACGAAUCGACCAAGGACUUCAUAAAAUCGCUAAAGCUCGAUAAUAAACUAGAACACAAACUCGAGAAAUUAGACAAAUCGAAGAAAUCGAAGGAUAAGAAAUUGACGUUGUUUUUCAAAUCGAGCGACAGCGACGUUGCCGUAACUUCUACUGUAGACAAGAGAAGACGAAGCGCCCCUUGCGAAAGCGAAGAUGCCGUAUUGCAAAUGGACGCGGCUCCUGUUAACACGCAACAAAUGGUUCCUCACAUGUUGGGUGGAGAGGUAUAUUUGCAUCAAUGGAAGGUCAUCAAUUCAGGAAAAUCAUCAUGGACCAACGAUACUUCUCUAAUGUUCACAUGGGGUUCCAAGGCGUUAAGAGCUUUGGACACAAUUGUUCCAGUACCACAUUUAAAACCUGGCGACACUGGAACCAUAUCAGUACGUCUUCAGAUACCUAAUCAACCCGGCCUAUACGAGUGCUACUUUCAUUUCCAUCACAAGGGUCGUAGAUUCGGACAUUGGUUGGGAUGUCAAGUCGUCGUUGAUCCAUUCGAUUUGAAGGGCAACAAGUCAGUUUUGGAAACUUCUUACUUGCCGCCGUUUGAAACGGCUUCCAGAAACGUAUCUUCCACCUCGGACGAUCUUUAUAACAUCUCAAAUCCUGUAACACGAUAUGAAGCAAUUUGGGAAGGUACAGCGGCAACAGCGGGAACCGGAUAUACUUUCAACUUCGAUGAAAAUACCAAAGAUGUCGACUUGCUAAACAAGAAAACUGAUUUAUACGAUAAUCAAAUAACUAGAAUCCCUAUGGAUAAAGUAGUGCGCGAUCUGAGUUCCAGAGUGGGCGACAUGAAGUUACAAGAUCCUACAGAUACGAAUUGCAGCAGCGAUUCCGACAAUCAGAGCAUCAUUUCUUUGUCAGAAAGCAAUUCUUCGAAAAUUUUAACAGGUAUCCCAUCCGAAUACGUCGUCGUUCCGAUACCGGAAUGCUUUAAACUCGACGAACAGUCUACCCUGAAAUCUCCAGAGAAUUUCAAACCCGACAACAAUUCCGAAGAUCUACUGAAACCGUCGACAUCCAAAGUGACCGUUGAAGAUGCGUCUUUGAACAAGGGCGCCGAUAAGAAAGUUGAGUCGUCAGAUGCGGCAGAUAAAGAAAAAUCUUUGGAAAAUUUCGAUGAUAACAACAACGAGGAUUCAAAAGAGAACGCGGAAAAGGAUAAGGAUGUUUUUCAAGAUGCGAUUUCGACUUCUAAUGGUUUUAAAUCGGACAUCGUUAUGGUGACUCUACCGGAAACCAAUCAAGAUGAUGAAGAAUACGCUUGCGUAAUGGUCGACGGCCAAAAAGUGAUGAUACCCAAAAAGAUGAUCAAAUCUGAAUACCUGCGAACGCCCGCGACAUCCGACAACGCCGUUUCGGCUUCGGCCAAAUCCAGAUCUGGCAGCUCGAGCCCCUUCGCCGAAGUGAACGUUCAUUACAACGAAACUGACGGACAAUCCGAGGUCAAAAUCGAACAGAAAGUGGACGCCGAAUGCGAAGAGGUUCACGAAGAGAACGAUUUCAGUUCGCAUUGUUCGGCCGCCGGAUCGUGUUUUUCCGAUGCCAACGCCGAGAGGAGCAGGUUGUUUAUAUUCCCGCAAGCUUGUCCUGGAUAUGAAGUCAUUCAGGGAACCGAUGCGACCGAAUUGGACGACGGACUUGAAUAUGCUUGGUCUAAGUCAGAAUCGAAGAAUACUUUAAAGUCGACCAUAUCGCAUCCGCUCAUCCAGGAUCCGCUCAUCCCGGAUCCGAUGCCGCAAAUUUCGACAUCUAAGACUACUGGUAACAACCCGUUCACCAGCGACAACAUCCCGCACGUACCCAACUACCAACAAACUCCGCCUGAUGAAAGACGAGCCCCGUCCUUAGACGAGAUUCGUGCUGCUUUCGAAGCGAAUAACGAAACCGCGAGGAUGCACACGCCGGAAGCCGUGAGAUCGAUAAAUACCGACUCUGCUUCCCGCACUGAAUCCACUCCACAACCGUCUGCUCCGGCAUCGGAAACGCACGCCGAAGAUUCACCUCGUGCACCACCAUCACCACCGGUGCACCACAUACUGCCGGAGUCGUUGGUCAAUGGAGCCGUAAACGCUGUAAGUAGUGUGGCGCGGUCUGUGAUAAAUAGAAUUGUCCCACAAGGGCAACCCGGACGAUGGGUCAACGGUCAUUGGAUCAGCAACAAUCCCGAUUCAACCCGCGAAGCCAACCUUCAAGCGUUGGCCGAAAUGGGAUUCUGGAACAGAGAUCUGAACGCCACGCUGUUGGCCAGAUACAGCGAUGAUCUAUCCAGAGUCGUCGCAGAACUCGUGCAAUAGAUUUACUAAGAAACAGUGUUACUCGAAAAUGCAAAAUACUCCAGAAACGUCCAUCUUUUUUUUUUUGUUCAGUUGAUAGCUUAACAACGGCAGGCGAUUAGUAAGGUCGAAUCAGAUUGCUAGGCUUAAAAGUAUGAUAUAUUUUCGAAUAUUUUGUAAUUAAAAUCGAUAAUUAAAUAUUUUGGAACGAAAUGAUUUACGAAUUUUGUGGGAUGGUUAAAAAAUAUGAAUUUUUCAUUUUAUAGUAUUUUGAUAAUAAAAUAACAGAUAGUUAGGCGUUUUAUAUUCUAAUAUGUCAACAAAGACAAGCGUGAAGUUGGUUUCGAAUAAUUUUUUGUUCCGUGCUAGUGAAGGUCAUUUGAAAGAAGAAUGAAAUUAGUUUUGUAUCCAACUUCACAAUUGACUUGGUGACGUCAUAAUAAAAAAAUCUGGAUGAUUUUAAAUGUUAAGUAUAAAAAUCAGAAAUAGUUUGUUGAUAAAUAUUGUACGAAAACGAAAGAUAGAGGAACUGUAUAUGAUUUUUUUGUUAUUUUCUACAUACUUUGUUUCUUUUUCUAUUUACUUAUUGAUGUUAAUUUUUUCCCAGUUCGACACUGGCGCCUCCUGGGUCUGAGUAUUUUGCAUAAAAAGAGAUUUUACCAAUAGCUAAUAAACACGGGCUUUAUUUCCAUUCUAUAAGCACUAAUUUGUUCGUUUUAGACGUAUUAUUGGUUUAGAGGUAGGUCAUAUGCAUAAUAUAUUAAUAUACACUGGUAAUGUUAUAGUUUUUGGAGUAUAAUAUCCGUUCUGUUUAGUUUUACCGUAUAAGGAAGAAUGAUAUGAGACUGAUAACUAUUGACGAUCGGCAAAGAAAAUUUUUGACGAAAAUGCUUUCUAAACUUGUAACAAAAACCGGUUUCGGUGGUAGUUUUGAUAUCGACAUAUUUUAACAAGGAACAUGUUUUUAAUAUUAUUUCAGCCUUUCAGAAGCCAAUUCUGCAAAAUGUUCUUUAAAAACUUCUUAAAUUUUGAAACAACAAAAAAGUCGCAUAGGGUUCAAUCUGGCGAAUACGGAGGAUGUGGUAUGGGGUUUUACUUCAUUUUUGUUAAAAAUGCUUUCUAAACUUCUAAUAAAAACUCGUUUGGUAGUAAUUUUGAUAUCGAAAUAUUUUAACAAGGAUCAUGUUUUUAAUAUCAAUAUUUCAGCUUUUUUGGACACCAAUUUAAUCACAAAAUAGUUUAGUAUUCCUGCCAUUUUUUUUACCUCUCUCACAUCUGAAAAAUGGUUCUCUUUAAAAACUUUUUACAUUUGGGAAAACAUAAAAAAGUCGCACGAGGUUAAAUCUGGUGAAUACGCAGGAUAUGGUGAAAGGAUUUGCUUCAUUUACCCGUUUUGGUAGUAAUUUUGAUGUCAAAAUAUUUUUCCGGUGAACAUGUUUUUGAUAUUAUUUCAGCCUUUCAAAAACCAAUUCAAUUACAGUUUUUUUCUAAUUCAAACUCCAGUCACUAAACUAUUGUAGUAUUUUGACAUUUUUUCAUCUCUUUCACGUCUACAAAAGGUUUUUCUUUAAGAACUUUUUAUAGUUGGUAAAAAAAGUCGUACAGGGUUAAAUCUGGUAAAUACGGGGAUGUGGUGAGGAACUUUACUUUUAAUGAAAAUGCUUUUAUUAAAAAACACGUUUUGGUAGUAAUUUUGAUAUCAAAAUUUAACGAGGAGCCAUCUUUUUAUUAUCAUUAUUUUAGCCUUUCAGAAGCUAAUUUCUAAUCAAACUACUCACUUAUUUUAGUAAUUCUCUCAUUUUUUCGUCCCUUUUGCAUCCACAAAACGUUUCCCGUUGAACACUUUACAUUUGGGAAAACAAACAAAAAAUGUCGCACGGUGUUAUAUCUGGUGAAUACGAAGGAUGAGGUGCGGGUUUUUUUAGUGAUAAUUUUGAUAUCAAAAUAGUUUAACGAGGAUCAUGUUUUUAAUAUCAAUAUUUCAGCCUUUUAGACACCAAUUCAACCACAAAAUAGUUUAGAAUUCCUGUCAUUUUUUCAUCCCUCUCACAUUUUCAAAACGUUUCUCUUUAAGAACAUUUUAAAUUUGGGAAAACACAAAAAAAGUCGCACUAUGUUAUAUCUGGUGAAUACGGAGGAUGUGGUGGGGGGAUUUACUUCAUUUACCCGUUUUGGUAGUAAUUUUGAUAUCAUAUUUUUCCGUUGAACAUGUUUUUAAUAUCAAUAUUUCAGCAUUUUUUUUUUUCUAAUUCAAACAUCAGCCACUUAUUAUUUUAGUAAUACUGUCAUUUUUUCGUCCCUUUCAUAUCCACAAAACAUUUCUAUUUAAAUGCUUUUUAAAUUUGGGAAAAACGGAAAAAAAGUCGCACGGGGUUAAAUCUGGUGAAUACGGAGGAUGUGGUUCGGGGUUUUACUUCAUUUUUGACAAAAAUGCUUUCUAAACUGCUAAUAAGAACCAGUUUUACUGAUAAUUUUCAUAUCAAAAUCUUUUUCCGUUGGACAUGUUUUUAAUAUCAAUAUUUCAGCCUUUUGGAUACCAAUUCGAUCAUCAUUUUUUUACUAAUUCAAACUUUAGUCACUUAUUUUAGUAAUACUGUCAUUUUUUCGCCCCUUUUACAUCCACUAAACAUUUCUUUUUGAACCAUUUUUAAAUUUGGGAAAACGUAAAAAAAGUCUCACGGGGUUAAAUCUGGUGAAUACGGAGGAUGUGGUACGGGGUUUUACUUCAUUUUUGACGAAAAUGAUUUCUAAACUGUUAAUAAAAACCCGUUUUAGCGAUAAUUUUGAUAUCAAAAUAUUUUAACUAAAAGCCAAUUCAAUCACCAUUUUUUUCUAAUUCACCUAUUUUAGCAAUUAUAUCAUCUUCUGAUCCCUUUUACCCCCUAUAAAACGUUUAUCUUUAAGAACUUUUUAGAUUUGGGAAAACAAAGUCACACGGUGUUAAAUGUGGUGAAUACGGAGGAUUUGGUGUGGGGUUUCCUUAAUUUUUGACGAAAAUGCUUUCUAAACUACUAACACAACUCGUUUUGAUAACAAUUUUGUUACCUAAAUAUUUUGAAUAUUUGAGCCUUUCAGACACCAAUUCAAUUACAAUUUUUUUUCUAAUUCAAACUCCAUGAAGUCAGUUUAAAAAUAUUUUGGAGAUUCUGCACUUUUCAAUCCUCUCAAAAAGUUUCUCUUUGAGAACUUUUUACAUUUGGGAAGACAAAAAAAAGUCGCACUGGGUUAAAUCUGGUGAAUACGGAGGAUGUCGUACGGGGUUAACUUAUUUUAUAUCCAAAUAUUUUGGUAAGAACGUCUUUCAUGACAUCCCAAUCAACUCCAAAAGUUCAUCAAGAGACAGGAAGCUGUUUUUUUAGAUUAUUCCGAUUUCUAUCCACAAUUUCUACAGUUCAACUAGCAGGAAACGUCUAUAUUGCAGAAGAUCAGAUCUAAAUAUCCCAAAAUACCUUUGACUGACGUAAAAAUGCAUUAUUUUUUCCAAUUUUUGUAUUAUGAAAACAUUGGCUUGUGAAUGGUUAUUUUUUUCAGUUUGUGAUGUCUUCCAGUUUUAAGAUUAUCUUGCAAAAAAAAAAAUUAGUUUGAAAAUGAUUUUAAAUAUUUUCUAAGAAAUUUAACGUGAAAAAUAUGCUCCUGUGAUAAUACAGUAAAAUUAAACAGAAUCGUAGAUAGAUAUAUGUCAAAUUUGCGGCAGUUUUCAAAUAAAUUGAAGGAAAAAUAAUCCAAUAAUAUUUUCAUUUAACUCUUAAAUGAGUUAUUUUCUGGAGUGCAUUUUCUUUUAUUUAAUGAUCUAUUUUAUUGAAAUAAAAUUUCUUGAUAAAAUAUUUAUCUUGUGAACGUUCCUGUCGUAGAUAGGGAUUCUGUGUUAAAUGUAGUUUUUGUAUUUUUAGUUUCUUGACUUUUAUUUUAGUUUUGGUAAUGGUUUCGAUAAUUUUAGUACAGUAAACAAGUAAUAAAAUAUAUCUAACGCAUUUUCUUCAUAUAUAUUCAUUUGUGAUACUGUAGUUAAAUAAAAUAAAUGGUUUAAGUAAAAG